UGGUGUGUUUAUCAGUGUAGUCAGUGCAGCCGACGUGAUCCGCUGCUGCAGUGCAGUCCAGUCCACGAAUUAGCUAGCCUGAACUCGUAUGGAGAAUAAUAUGAAGGAGUAGUCAAACUGUAGACAUAUGUAUGUGUCCUCGCGGAGGCCGCGCGCUCAGCGACCUAACAGAGGUCACCAUGGAUUAGCCGUAGUCCAGUGGGUUUGUUUCUGACUGACAGCAAGAACUGGUGCCACUGACAUUAGCUAGCAGCUAAAGCAACUUUAGCCUAGGCGUUUUUGAAUCACUGCAGCGACAGGUAUUCUGCAAACUCACGAUAAGUGCUCGUGUGUGUGUCGCUUUAUGUGUCGUCUCUCUGUGGCCGCCAGCUCACUUUCUAUGGCUCUGUUUUCUUAGUUGUCGUUGUUGUUGUUGUUGUUGUUGUGUAGCAUUAGCCCUCAGCUGUUGUUGGCUCCUGCUAGCUAAUGUGUAGUUAUAGUUCAUGCCUCCCAGUGGUGGAAAAAGUAUUCAAAUCUUUCAACGGAAGUAUUUCUCAGUGCUGCAUUACCAGAAAGGACCCCUAUGCAGAAUUCCUUGAGUAGUUUGAGAUCCUUGAGGGAUUCUCAAGGCGUCAUGGCACCCAAAGACAUCAUGACCAACUCCCAUGCCAAAUCCAUCCUCAAUGCAAUGAACGCACUUCGCAAGAGCAACACACUCUGCGACAUCACCCUGAGGGUGGAGAGCACAGAUUUUCCAGCUCACCGAAUUGUCUUGGCUGCCUGCAGUGACUACUUCUGUGCCAUGUUCACUAGUGAGCUUGCAGAGAAGGGGAAAUCUUUCGUCGACAUUCAGGGGCUCACUGCAUCGACUAUGGAAAUCCUGUUGGACUUUGUCUACACAGAGACAGUCCUGGUCACAGUGGAGAAUGUACAAGAGCUUCUCCCAGCAGCAUGUCUGCUGCAGCUGAAAGGGGUGAAAAGAGCAUGUUGUGAUUUUUUGGAGAGUCAGCUUGAUCCCUCCAACUGUCUGGGUAUUCGUGACUUUGCCGAAACUCACAAUUGCCUUGACCUGAUGCAGGCAGCUGAGCUUUUUUCCCAAAAGCAUUUCUCUGAGGUGGUCCAGCACGAGGAGUUCAUGCUUCUCAGCCAGACAGAAGUGGAGAAACUCAUCAAGUGUGAUGAAAUCCAGGUGGACUCCGAGGAGCCCGUAUUUGAAGCAGUGCUAAACUGGGUCAAACACAACAGAAAAGAGCGAGAGCCGUAUCUGCCAGACAUGCUCGAGUUCGUCCGAAUGCCGCUGCUGACCCCGCGCUACAUCACAGAUGUCAUCGAUGCUGAGCCCCUCAUUCGGUGUAGCUUGCCUUGCCGGGACCUCGUUGAUGAGGCCAAGAAAUUCCACUUGAGACCGGAGCUGAGGAGUGAAAUGCAGGGCCCGCGCACACAAGCCAGAUUAGGUGCCAAAGAAGUCCUGUUGGUUAUUGGAGGGUUUGGCAGCCAACAAUCACCAAUAGACGUAGUUGAGAAAUACGAUCCAAAAACGCAAGAAUGGAGCUUCCUCCCUAACAUUGCACGGAAAAGGCGUUACGUUGCCACAGUGUCUCUCCACGACCGGGUCUAUGUGAUCGGGGGGUACGAUGGUCGGUCGAGGCUCAGUUCCGUGGAGUGUCUGGACUACACAGCGGACGAGGACGGUGUUUGGUACACAGUCGCCACAAUGAACGUGCGCCGUGGCCUUGCGGGGGCCACAACACUGGGAGACAUGAUUUAUGUUGCUGGAGGAUUCGAUGGCAGCAGGCGUCAUACCAGCAUGGAACGAUAUGACCCAAACAUUGAUCAGUGGAGCAUGCUGGGAGAUAUGCAGACAGCUAGAGAAGGAGCUGGUCUGGUGGUGGCCAGUGGACUUAUAUACUGUCUAGGUGGAUACGAUGGACUGAAUAUCUUGAAUUCAGUUGAGCGGUAUGACCCACACACUGGCCACUGGACAAGUGUUACACCAAUGGCCACCAAGAGGUCAGGAGCUGGUGUGGCUUUACUCAAUGACCAUAUCUAUGUAGUGGGAGGCUUUGAUGGCGUUUCCCACCUCGAUUCUGUCGAAGUCUACAACAUCAGAACAGACUAUUGGACCACUGUAGCCAGUAUGACCACUCCUCGAUGUUACGUGGGAGCAACCGUUCUCCGAGGACGUCUCUACGCCAUCGCCGGAUACGACGGGAACUCUCUGCUCAGCAGUAUUGAAUGUUAUGACCCGGUCAUCGACUCCUGGGAGGUUGUCACUUCAAUGGCGACGCAGCGGUGCGACGCGGGCGUCUGUGUUCUACGAGAGAAGUGAUCUUUCGCAAAGACCCCACAAGAGGAAAAGCAGACAGGAGGACAUGCAGCUAGACUUUGUUAAAAACGGCCUCUGAACCAGAGCCACAAAGGGAAGAUGUUUUGUUCGCCAGAAUAUGACACGCGUGCAGCAGUUUGGGCCGCCGCCGCCGCCUCUGGACGGUUGUCGUUCCUCCAGUUGGACCGCGUGACAGAGAUUCAGCUUCACUGUGGUCGACUUCACCGGAAAAAGAGGCCCCCGGGAGCCCAUCAUCACCACUUGCAUGACUCUCAUUUGGUGGUACUUGUUGCUGUCUUUACCUGUGAGAUUAUUUUUUUUAGUUUGUUUUCAAAGUGCAAUAUAUUUUUACUCAUGAUAAGAAAACAUCAAACGUUGGAGCACAGUUAAGACUCCAGUUGCUGCUAUAUGCCUUAUGACUUUGGCCUACAUCCAAACGGUGGACAUCCAUGUUGCCUCCCGUCUGACUUUGACACUAGCUACAGUACAUUGUCUUUAUCGAGCGUACUCAUUUGACAUCUGCGAGGUCAUUCAUGGGUCAAUAAUCCAACCACUUUUUUUGUACAGUGCUUUUAGAUUCCAAUCACUUUAUUACAAAGAGUUUAUUUCUUAUUGUCGCACACAGAAUAUACAGUAUAUUUAGAGAUUAAUAUUGUUUUAGAGAAUGACUGAAUUAUACCAGUUGACUUUAUUUUGUCCUUCUGUUGGGCAGAAUUGAAGAAUCACAGAAUGAGAAGCAUGUGAUUUGUUUUUGUUUGUUUCCUCAGCUUAUACAUUUGAGCAUGUUCACUUUUGCCUGGAAAGUGAAUAAAUCCUGAACAGUGAAACGUUUUUCUGCGUGGUUCAUUUGAACACCUGUACACUCUGUGGAUGUCUUUCACAUCCACAGACCAAACCCCCCCCCC
Molecule: messenger RNA, 3210 nt
Organism: Solea solea (common sole)
Lineage: Eukaryota; Metazoa; Chordata; Actinopteri; Pleuronectiformes; Soleidae
Product: kelch-like protein 12
Exons: 13
Coding region: 563-2308 (581 amino acids)
Molecular function (GO): protein binding
Source: RefSeq, a predicted model, not a curated record